CACGCAUGCACGGCAGUUCGAUGGCGUCUAGUCCCACCUCAAAUCGUAAGGUAUGCAAGGACGCUAGCUUGGACAUUGUCGUCAUCUGCCUCGGCCUGCAAUAGCUUUCCGGCCGCGUAAGACGCUUGAGCGCCUGUGCUGUAGAGAAACGUCUUUGGCUACUAUCAUCUCAGCUCUGGCUUUGCUGGGGGAACUCGCCACAAUUAGGGAGAAGCUCAACUCUAUCGACGAGCUGCAGAACAUCUCUCGGCUGAGGCGGAAACAUCUCGAUAUCCACACUGACGUCAACCCACACCAAAUCUGGAGCUCCGGGUACUCUGCCAGUCGAACCUCACGACAGUCAUGGCUGCCACCAAUGCAAACCAGGACCAGCAACAGUCCAACAUGGCACAGGAACUUGAGUCAUGGAAGACACCGGCCGCCAAGGACGUGGCCGUGGCGCCCAAGCCGGGUGAUGCGGCGCCUGAAAACCCCAACCUGAAGCUGCCAACAGACAAACCCACCAUAAUUGUCUUUCUCAGACACUGCGGCUGUCCCUUCGCCGAGAAGACGUUCAAGUCCAUGACUACUCUAUCGCAGCUGUACAAAGACCAGAUCCACUUCAUUGCAGUAUCACACUCUUCGCCCGAGGCGACAGAGCACUGGGUCGUGUCCGUCGGCGGGAACUGGGAUGUGCAAGUCGUCGUCGACUAUGAGCGUGACCUCUACGCGCAGUACGGCCUCGGCGUGUCCAACACCUGGCACGUCCUGAGCCCUGCCAGUCUCUACAAGGUCUUGCGGCUGGGCAAGGACGAGGGUAUCUGGAACAGACCGACGCAGAGUGGCAGCCGGUGGCAGAAGGGUGGCGCGUUCGCGGUCGCUCCGGAGCAGGAUGGCCGCUCCGGGUGGGAGGUGAAGUGGGCGCAGGUUGCCGCUUCGGCUGAUGAUAUGCCUGACCUCGACAAGGCUAUCGCGGCGCUGGGUUUUGAGGUCAAGACAAAGCCGAAAGUGGAGGAGGUCAAAUCCUACGGUUUUCCUUGAGCUGGUUUCCUCGGAGUGUUUUGUUCCCUGCACAUGUCUUUCUGUACAUAUAUUGCUCCUUUGGCGGGGAGCUCUCAUUGCCAGUGGUCAAACUAUCGUUAAAGAGCUGGCCUCGCUUGCGAUUUUUCUUGACAUCAACCAUUCUCAGUUGCCAUUCACUACUCUCUGAAGAACACAGCUAAUGUUUUGCCCCCCUCACCAAGCAUGGUCGGAAACACGACCGCCGACUUGACCUGACACAGCCCAGUCCACGGGAUCAUGCAAUGGCAAAUCUGCAGCGUGGGGGGCUGAAACAGGAUCCCAUCUGGGUGAAUGUGUUUGACCUGGGUUGCUUUGACGAAGUGAAGGGUCACCUUCGCAAUGAAGCUGCGACGACUCGGACGCAGCCAAGAAGGGCAUUAUUUACGGGGAGGGGAAGUUGAG
Molecule: messenger RNA, 1443 nt
Organism: Microdochium trichocladiopsis
Lineage: Eukaryota; Fungi; Ascomycota; Sordariomycetes; Xylariales; Microdochiaceae
Exons: 2
Coding region: 343-1020 (225 amino acids)
Source: RefSeq, a predicted model, not a curated record